Molecule: messenger RNA, 900 nt
Organism: Hylaeus volcanicus
Lineage: Eukaryota; Metazoa; Arthropoda; Insecta; Hymenoptera; Colletidae
Product: L-xylulose reductase
Exons: 4
Coding region: 105-839 (244 amino acids)
Biological process (GO): xylulose metabolic process; glucose metabolic process
Molecular function (GO): L-xylulose reductase (NADPH) activity; carbonyl reductase (NADPH) activity
Source: RefSeq, a predicted model, not a curated record
CGAUAGCAAUUUAUGUAACGCCGUCGACAGCCUUUGGUGGGGUCAACCGAAUAAACAUAUUCAACAAGCAAUCUCGCGUAGCAGUUAGUCUCACGUUUUUAACUAUGAACAUCGACUUUGAGGGUAAACGCAUUUUCGUAACCGGCGCUGGACGAGGCAUCGGUAAACAGUUGGCCCUCCGUCUCUCCAAGUACAACGCGCAGGUGAUAGCGCUGUGCAAGACGAAGGAGAACCUGACGACGCUCAGCGGGAUAGAUCCACGUAUCCAAACCGUGUGCGUGGAUCUUCGCGACUGGAAUGCCACCAGAAAAGUGGUCGAGAGCAUUCUACCUAUCGAUCUGUUGGUGAACAAUGCCGGCGUCGCGGCUCUUCAGCCCUUCCUGGAAGCCACGGAGGAAGACUUCGACGUGACUUUCGACGUGAACGUCAAGGCCAUGCUCAACGUCUCCCAGGUGGUCGCUAGUGACUGGAUCAAGAGAAAAGUCGGCGGGAGCGUCGUCAAUGUGUCUUCGCAGGCCAGCCAGGCUGCCCUGAUGAAUCACGCUGUCUACUGCGCCUCCAAAGGAGCCGUGGACAUGCUGUCCAAAACGAUGGCUCUCGAGCUAGGCCCGCACAAUAUUCGAGUGAACACCGUGAACCCCACGGUGAUUAUGACAGAAAUGGGAAAACUAGGCUGGAGCGAACCGGCCAAGGCGCAGAGCAUGCUCAGUAAAAUACCACUGGGCCGAUUUGGCGAAGUGGACGAGGUGGUGGACGCCAUCGUCUUCCUCCUAAGCGAUCGCAGCUCGAUGAUCAACGGAGUCGCUCUACCCGUAGACGGUGGAUUCUUGGCUACGUAAACUGCGUCUCUAUGUACACCGAAUCUCGUUUCUAAAAUAAACUGACUGGUUUCAGAGACAA